This is a messenger RNA of Helicoverpa zea (corn earworm), 3711 nucleotides long. Its product is annotated as apoptosis-inducing factor 3-like. Gene Ontology annotation, molecular function: 2 iron, 2 sulfur cluster binding; flavin adenine dinucleotide binding; oxidoreductase activity, acting on NAD(P)H. The record is from RefSeq and is a predicted model, not a curated record. The transcript has 5 exons. Gene Ontology annotation, cellular component: cytoplasm. NCBI's taxonomy places the organism in Eukaryota, Metazoa, Arthropoda, Insecta, Lepidoptera, Noctuidae. The coding region runs from base 86 to 1876 and encodes 596 amino acids.
ACACUGUGUGGUACUUCCGUUCGGAAUUCCUUAAUUCCGCUUCAUUCAUUCAUUCGUUAAUUUGACAAAUAAAUAAAAAAAAACAAUGGUAUUAUUUCUCCGUCAAAGUUGCGUGUUGGUCAGCAAGGUUGCUAGUCGUUUUGUCCAAGGUUCUUUUUUGUCCAGCACAAUGGGCAGUUCCUAUUCAAGAUCUUACUCCCCUAACUGUGGCCAGAGUCCGGCAAGUGCCGAAAGCCGGGGCACAAUAUCCCGCGUGGAGUCAAGCAACAACUAUGUCGAAGCUGUGGUCUGCAACGAAAAUGAUCUCAAAGAGAAUGAAAUGAAAGUUUUUGAGAUUGGAGAAGAGGGCAAAGUAUUGCUUGUGAAGCAGAAAGGAGAAUUUAGUGCAGUCGGUACCACUUGCACUCACUACGGUGCCCCACUUGUCUCUGGAGCCCUAGGAGAUGGCAGGGUUCGCUGCCCGUGGCACGGAGCCUGCUUCAACAUAAAAACUGGAGAUAUUGAAGAUUUUCCCGGCUUUGACUCGCUUCCCUGCUACCAAGUGACGGUCUCGGAUAAAGGAGAAGUUAAGGUAAAAGCUAAACGCAGCGACUUGAAAUCGAAAAAACGCAUCAAGGAUAUGGGCAUGUCGUGCCAGAUGGAUGGCUCUGCCGCCGUCAUCAUCGGAGGCGGACCAUCCGGAGCCACCUGCGCCGAGACCCUGCGCAGUGAGGGAUUCAGGGGACGCAUCACCUUAGUAGCGAAAGAAAACUACUUACCCUACGAUAGAGUGAAGGUCUCAAAGAUCGGAACCGUAACCGACAUAGAAAAACUACAAGCCAGAUCCCAACAAUAUUACGACGACGCUAAAAUUGAAGUACUUAAAGGUGUUGAUGCAACAAAAGUGGAUACUGAAGAGAAGAUUGUACAUCUAAGUAAUAACCAGAAAUUGAGAUACAACAGUUUGUACAUAGCUACUGGUUCUAGCCCCCGAGUACCAGACAUCCCCGGUGUCAAUCUGCAGAACAUCUUUACAGUCCGGUACUUUGACGAUUCUGUUAACAUCUUGAAUGCUUUGGGAGAAAACAAAGAUAAGAAUGUUGUUGUAUUAGGUUUGAGUUUUAUCGGCCUAGAGAGCGCGGCUGCCUGCAAUGAGAAGGCCAAGUCAAUGACUGUCGUUGGUAAGGACACUUCACCCCUAGGCCAAAUUUUCGGCAAUGAAAUAGGGCAAAGUUUACGAAAGUUUUUCGAACAAAAAGGUGUCCAAUUUCAGUUUGAAACCACAAUAGUGAAAUGUAAUGGCGAGAACGGAGUUAUAAAAUCGGUAGAAUUGGCCAACGGCACCACACUUCCUGCUGACCUGCUGAUACUAGGCGUGGGAACAACUGUCAACACAGGUUUCUUGCAGGAUAGCGGAAUAGCAUUGGAGGGAAAUGGUGCGGUCACCGUCAAUGAUAAGCUCGAAACCAAUGUGAAAAACGUGUACGCCGGUGGUGAUAUCGCUUUUGCGCCCGUGUUCGCUCACGGGAAUAAAAACAUGGCAAUAGGACACAUCGGCUUAGCUCAAUACCACGGCCGCGUCGCUGCUUUGAAUAUGGUGAAGAAAGAAACUACCUUGAAGACAGUUCCAUUCUUCUGGACGUUGCUGUUCGGCAAGUCUAUCCGUUACGCUGGAUGCGGAAAACCUGCCAGUACUCAAGUAGAGGGAGACGUAGACGGACUGAAAUUCGUCAUAUUCUUCUUUGACGAAUCCGAGAAAGUGAUCGCAGUGGCGUCUUGCAUGAGGGACCCCGUUGUUGCCCAGUACGCAGAAUUCGUGCACCAAGGGAAAACUUUGUACAAGAAAGACCUGAAAGAUGAUCCUUUUGCGUGGGCAAAGAGCAAUAAAGCCCAGUAAUGUCCCUCCGUGAUUCCAUAAACUCGAAAACAACUUAUAAAAAAACUAAUAGCGAAAUAUGUUAUAAGUACAGUUUUAACAUUCGUCACAUUCUCUUUUUAGUCGAAACUGUUAAUUUAAGCAAAACUCUAUAUGAAGAUAUUAAAUGUUGCUGCUGUUAUAUUGGUAAUAAGCUUUCGAAAGAUAUUAGUGCAAAAUUAUUAUUUUAUUUAUAAAAUAAUAGUAGUUAAAGUACAAUCAAUGUGUCCUGAAAAACUGUUGCUUUUACGAUUUAUAAAGUAGAGCAGUUUAAGUAUAUCAAAUAAUGAAGCAGGAUAAAUAUUUUACCGCUACCAAAUGAAAGUUUCGUAAUGCGUAGAUGAGAGUAUUCAUGUAAACAUUUGAGAUUUAUAUAAAUAGAUGGUCAAUACUAUUUAUUCUGUAGAUGUUAAAAUCUGAUUAUAUUAUGUAUGAAGCUGAUAUUAAAUGUGGCCUUAAAUUAAGUAUUCUACUUCAUGUAUAAUGUUUAUAUAAUUCCUCAGUUAAUUUUAUGGAGCAUAUAAUUUGUUUGCAGUAUAUAUUAUGUUCAAUUUCAUCUCAAGCUCAGCUUCAUUUUAAAAACAAGUAUUUUUUUAAUACCCAGUGCUUUGCUUUGCAAUUAGCAAAAAACAAUUUCUUACAUAAUGUUCAUUUUCUAGCAGAUAUCUGUGCAAACCAGCAUUUUAAUAGCGUUUUAUUAAGCGAUUUUGUUGAGUUUCUAUUGUAUACAAAAGGAAUUAUACAUUUUUAUAAUCUUAAGUUCCAGUAAGUAACCAGUUGCUGCAGUUGGUCAUACUAAAAUAUGUUUUGUUAAGAACAAAUCUAGGUUAUGUAUCCAUAAGUUUUAUUAUUUCGGCUUAAAGCCAUAGUAAUAUACAAUAAUGAAGAAAUUCCAUAUUGUUUGGCAUAAUAUAAGAAUGUUUGCAGUACUUGGUACUAAAAUAGGCAUUUUCUGUUGAUUUCAGUCUUAUUAAAUGUAGUGCAUAUUUUUAUUGAAACUGCUAAUUAAUAUUUAAAUUAAGUUAUAUAACUUAAUUUAUUACAUCGAUAUAUUUUAGUACAAACCAUGUGACAAUAGGAUUUAUUUUAAAAUAUUUUUUUAAAACCAAAAAAAGUAUUACUAUCUGUUACUAAGGACAGUGUUGUCACACAAUUUAAAAAAAAAUCAGGGUCCAAUUUUUCCACACCUUGUAUAACUUUAAAAUUCAUUGUUAUUUUGAAAUUAAAAUUGUAAUCAUUUGGCUAUUGCUACUUUAUUCAGAAACAAUAUUCAUCACAUUCAAGUCAGUAUUCUUUCAAAUGUAUUACUGUUGUGUCAUUAAUAACGGGUAAACAUCAUUGAGCACAAACACAUCACACGAGAUUAGAAUUAAGUUAUUAUUGCUGAAACAUCUGUACUAAUUAUUAUUUUAAAAUGCGCCGUUAGCCGCGCGUGUGUAACGUUGCAGACAAUGCAAACAACAUCAUAUGAUAAAAGUGCGUCAUUAACGCAUUUGAGAAACAAGCAUUUAAAAAACGUGGUGUGUAAAGGCCUUCAGUUGAUAUUAACUAAGUUUGUUGAUAUUAACUAAGUUUGUUGUGUUUAAGGCAAAGAUACGAAGCUGUGCAGUUCAGUUAGAAUUAAUAAGAAUGGCUCAUUAUUCCUGAAUCAUCCUUGGUCAACUACAGGGUUUUUCUGGCAUCCUCUCUUUCUGUAUUAUUUAUUUCCAAACAUAUCUUUGCUUGAUAUAAUCAUAACAAGGUACUUUUAAUUGAUGUGAUAUUACUGUUGCUUGUUUAGAUGUAUGUACAUAUUUUAAUAAAUGUUUAUUAAAUUA